AAUAUUUAUCAUGACCCGAUAGCCUCUUGUCUCAUUAAUUCUCGCUCUCAACGAAUAGAUUUAAAUAUUAAUUAUUACAGUGCGCACUCGAUUGUAGCUAGGGAACUCUUUAGUCUGUGAACUCUUAUCGAAUUACUCGAUCGUUACGUGAAACUUUUCUGAUUCCACGAUAUAUUACAGAAAUUACGAACCGAUAAAAGUGUACAACACGCACGUUACAGAAAGUACAGAUUGAACGUGAGUGAAUUUAGAUUUUGGAAAAUGCUGUGCAGAAAUCGCAUAGAUAAAUUAGUAAACAACGAGUACGAAUCCUUCAGCCAAACUGCGACUUUCCAGUCGAUAGAUAAUUUCCUUCGAACGGUGCGAGAAAUGGAGAAAACUAUAUUGAUUCCCAGCCGGUUGAUCGAUCUAACGUUGGGCGAUUCCACAGAAAAGAUCAAUUUGGAUACCAAAAACGGGUCUAUAAUUAAGAAAACGGUCGCUAACAUGGAUUUGUACAAACUUUAUAAUAUCAUCAGUCGCACGAAAGUCGAGUUACUGUGGUCACAGGACUGUAACAAUUAUAAGGAAAUAGACAACAAUAUGAUUAAAUUCGUUUACGGUAGUCGUUGUAACAGUUACAUAGACUUGGAGAAUCAUGCGGUUAAGAGUAGCAGCAAUUUAAUGGAGCUGGAAAAUAACGUCACGUUCAAAAACGAUAAUAAUAAUUCUCCAGAACUGGAUAAUAGAACCAAUUCUAUUUUCAAAGAUUUCGAUAACAGUUUUCAGGAAACUGAGAAUGAUUCCGCAAUUAAAAUCAAUGUUUACGAAGAAAUGGAUACUAAUUUCGUAUUAAGAGCUGACAGGAACAUUUCCAUGAACAGUAUAUCAAAUCUCUCUGAUUCGGAAUCGGAUUUCCUAAUCUCAGAAAUUGAUUCGGGAAUCGAAAACGAGAAUGGAGUGAGUUUGGCCGCGAGGAAUUUCAAAAAACAUUUGAGAGCACUGCAUAACAACAUCAAGAAAUUAACUUUAGUCGCCGAAUACUUGACUUUGCGGUAUCAAAACCAUAUCGGUUGUAAUUGUUGAGCGAGAAUCUGAAUUGCCGUCUAAACGCUUUUAUAUCUUAUAUCUUAUCGUGACAUUUAGAUUUUAGAUGGUAAUGUAAAGUAGAAUCGUUAAGGGGUUUAUCAAGAAAUAAGUUUACACCGUAUAAUAUUUAUUGUAACAGCAAAUGUAAAUACUGUAUGUAAUUAAAAUUAAUUAAAAAUUGUUCUUAAGUACGAAUCUUCGGUAUCGAACAGUGUGUUCAAUUUAAACAUAGAAUUCUGUUUUCGAAGACAGGUCCAAGUGAAUCGUCUCAUUUUUAUACAUUUCUAUCGUCUGCAAUAAAGAUAAAUACAUAUAUAGAUAAGAGAAUUCAAUGGGUGUAGAUCACAGGUCUCUAUAAAACACUGGAUAGUAAUGUUAUCAACAGAUUAAAUAAUCCUAACGCUACAAUGGUAGAAAAUGAAAUAAAAAAGAUUGUUUAUUUAAUUUUUUGUGGAGUAUAGUGAUACUUUUGUCAUUUAGAUUUUCCUAAAUAAGCCAAUAUUUCUUCUACUACAUCUAUUAUUAAAAUCGCUUUUAAAAAUGUUCCGAACGUCAAUGAUAUUAGUAUUUUUAUUUCACGUGCAUGAUUCUUGACUGAAUGAUUAAUUCUGAGGAUAGGAAGUUAACGUCAGGAAUCAUUCCCCUUAUUGUUAGAUUACUCGAAUAAUCCAGCGCGAUGAUGGAUAAAUUAGAAAGGCGCAAAUUGCUACUGAUCGCUGCCUUUAGCAUUAUCGAGUUCUAAGAAGUUAUACAUGUUAAUAAAAACAUAAAUUUAUCGAAA
This is a messenger RNA of Ceratina calcarata, 1849 nucleotides long. RefSeq lists its product as uncharacterized. Lineage: Eukaryota; Metazoa; Arthropoda; Insecta; Hymenoptera; Apidae. The record is from RefSeq and is a predicted model, not a curated record. The transcript is spliced from 2 exons. The coding region runs from base 262 to 1065 and encodes 267 amino acids. Gene Ontology annotation, cellular component: cytosol. Gene Ontology annotation, biological process: regulation of lipid biosynthetic process.